Messenger RNA from Etheostoma spectabile (orangethroat darter), 972 nucleotides. RefSeq names its product olfactory receptor 5B12-like. Gene Ontology annotation, biological process: detection of chemical stimulus involved in sensory perception of smell; G protein-coupled receptor signaling pathway. Gene Ontology annotation, molecular function: odorant binding; G protein-coupled receptor activity; olfactory receptor activity. The record is from RefSeq and is a predicted model, not a curated record. The transcript has a single exon. NCBI's taxonomy places the organism in Eukaryota, Metazoa, Chordata, Actinopteri, Perciformes, Percidae. Gene Ontology annotation, cellular component: membrane. Bases 22 to 972 code for a protein of 316 amino acids.
UUUUGCUCAUGUCCCUGCAGCAUGGACAAUGGAUCUUUCAACAUGGAUGUUCUCCAGGUGGAGGGGUUAAAGGUCAGCCCCGAGUCCUCCGUUCCUGCCUUCAUCCUCCUCCUCCUCAUCUACGUCUUCAUCAUGGUGUCCAACAUCGGCCUGGUGGUGCUGAUCUGCAUGGAGCGGAGCCUCCACCUGCCCAUGUAUCUACUCUUCUGCAACAUGAGCAUCAAUGAUGUGUUCGGCGCCUCGGCAAUCCUCCCUCGCAUCCUGAGUGAUGUUUUCACUCCGAUCCCUGACCGGUACAUCCAUUAUUACGAGUGUGUCAUUCAGGCGUUUUGUGCUCACUUCCAUGCCAGUGCCGCUCACACGGUACUCAUGAUCAUGGCCUUUGAUCGUUACGUUGCCAUCUGCAACCCGUUGCGGUAUGCCGUCAUCAUGACCAACAGGGUGGUGGUGUUGCUGUCGGUGUCGGCGUGGGCGGUGGUUUUAGUGAUGGUGGUGAUCCUCAUUGGCCUCAGCGUCCGUUUGUCGCGCUGCAGGAGGGUGAUACUCCACCCGUUCUGCGACAACCCGUCCUUGUUCAAGCUGUCCUGCGAGAGCGUCCUCAUCAACAACGUCUACGGGCUCGGCUUCACGGUGGUGCUGCAGGGCUCGUCCCUCGGCAGCGUCGCGUUCACCUACCUGAGGAUCGCCAUGGUGUGUCUGAGUAGUAAGAACCGAGCUGUGAACAGCAAAGCGCUGCAGACCUGCGCCACCCACCUGGCUGUUUACACCAUCAUGUUCGCGUCAGGCUGCAUCAACAUCGUUCUCCAUCGUUUCCCUGACUUGUCAGACCAAAGGAAGCUGGCGGCCAUCUUGUUCCACGUGGUCUCUCCUGCUCUGAACGCUGUUAUCUACGGACUGCAGAUAAAAGCGGUCAGAGAAAGGUUCUUCAUGAGGUUUACCAGGAAAAACAUUUGUAUGACAGAGGCAAAAUGA